UGGAACAUGGAAUGGGGCGAGAGAGGCAACCGCAGCAGCCCCAGCCGCCCGGAGAGUCCCUGGUGCAAUGAAUCCCGCUGCGACCAGAUUCAGCCCACAGAAGAAUAAACCCAGCAGCACUCACGCUGGCUAAUUUUAGCUAAUAACCACACUACCUGAUUGCUGUGUCAGAAAGUGAGAGAUGGAUAUGGCUUCCUUAUUGUGGCAUUGAACUGUAUACAUACUUCCUGCUUGGACUGCUCUCGCAAUUCAAACCCAUCAUGACAGGCUCUACUUCCAAUGCCCACCACUGCCCCUAUCCCAAGGGAGCCAAAGGGGGACGGUCAAGGAGCACUCAUGCACGACCUGUCAGCACUGCCAACAACGGGGGCUCGGAAGAAGAAGACAAAGAUGGAGGGGUGCUUUUCCUCGUCAAUAAAAGUGGCUUCCCUAUUGAUGGGCAGACCUGGGAGAGGAUGUGGGUGCAUGUGGCAAAGGUGCACCCUGCAGGUAGAGAGAUGGUGGAGACGAUAAGGAAUGCUGCAUACCUGGCUAAACCUUCAGUGCCACCAGUGCCAAACUACAGGCUCUCCAUGUCUAUCCCAGAAUGGCUUCAAGCAAUACAGAAUUACAUGAAGAUGCUGCAAUACAAUCACACAGGAACUCAGUUCUUUGAAAUUAGGAAAACAAGACCUCUAAGUGGGUUAAUGGAGACGGCAAGAGAAAUGACCAGGGAAUCCUUACCUAUCAAAUGCCUUGAAGCAGUUAUCCUGGGGAUAUACUUAACCAAUGGGCAGCCUUCCAUGGAACGAUUCCCCAUCAGCUUUAAAACCCACUUCUCAGGAAACUAUUUUCAUCAUGUGGUGCUUGGGAUUUACUGCAAUGGCCGGUACGGGUCACUGGGCAUGAGCAGAAGAUCAGAUCUGAUGGACAAACCUUUGACCUAUCGAACUCUGACCGAUCUCGUCUUUGAAUUUGAAGAUUCCUAUAAAAAGUAUCUACAUUCAGUCAAAAAAGUAAAAAUUGGAUUAUACGUCCCACAUGAGCCACACAGCUUUCAGCCCAUUGAGUGGAAGCAGCUGGUCCUCAAUGUAGCAAAGAUGAUGCGGACAGACAUAAGGAAGGAGCUGGAGAAAUAUGCCAGGGAUAUGAGAAUGAAGAUUCUGAAACCCUCAAGUGCCCACUCUCCAAUCAAAGAGCGAUCACGAGGCAAGUCACUGUCCCCUCGCCGAAGGCAGGUCAGCCCUCAGAGACGGGUGUGCAGAAGAGACAAAUCGCCUGCAGUGAUGGACAAGAAAGUGGGUGAUCUCACUACAUUGAAUGAAGUGGGCUAUCAACUACGCAUCUAACAAAGCCAUAGGCCAGAUGGAGGGCUUCCAUGGUGCUUCUCACUGCACAUUACCCUAUGCCCCGUUGAAGGAAGGGGGUGGGGGAAAAAAGAAGAGAAACUGGGACUAUUUAUUAAGAACUUGUGGAUUUUAUUUAAAGUUUCACCUAGAAAAUAGAAAUUCUAGAAUGACUGCAGUAUUAUUUUUUUUAAUUCAUUAAGUGACAUCAAUGAAAAACUAAAUUAUCUUCAACAGGAUUUCUUCCCCGCAUCAAACAGGAGGGAACUACUGUGGUGUUUUUGGUUUUGUUUUUUUUAAUUUAAAUAAUUGUUUACUCUAUUUAAUUGGCUUUGAAUAUUGUGCUCCAUUGGUAGUAUUAGGAGUGGUGAUAAAAUGAAAUAUUUCUCGUUAGUGUUAACGUGCUGGGGUGCAGUUGGUUUAAACAUCAAGUCAAUAUUUUUUAUUCAGCAAUAAAAUAGCAGUGCAGAGGUGGAUGUGACUUUUUAAAGUGUCUAUUACCUCAGUAUAUGAGAUAUGCAAAACUGACAAUUUUAAUUUUAUAACCAAUUUGUACUGUUUUCCAGCGUUUCUGAGAGUACUAUAUUACUGCAUUAGAUGCACCCUGCCACUCUUUACUAUGUGCAUGCCUAUGAAAAAGUGUAAAGUUUGAUUUAUAUGCAAGUGUCUUAGAAAUACAGAGAACCAGUUGAGGUUUCUAUUGGUUUUUUUAAUAACUGACCAACAAUGAAUUUUUACAAUUUCUUAAUUUUUUUUUAAACUUUGCAGACUACCGUGUUAAAGCACAAGACCUGGAGAUCAUUGUGUUGUAGAGACUAGCAUUUGCACUGUAUUAACAGUCAAACUGUGUGUACAGUCUCAGACUCAUGAGGAAGUGUCAGAAUCAAUAGGCUUCCUUGAGAGUUUACUUUUCUAUCCGUGUGUGUGUAAUUUUGAAUCAUUUGUCUUUCAAGGUUGACUAGUUUAAGGGGAUGAUGCCUUUGUGUCUUACAUUAAGAUCAGACAUCACAACUUAGCUAGGGAAGGUUCUCCUUUAUAUGCAUUACAGUAACUUAGUGACCUUUAAAAAGAUUCUUGUUAGAGUAAGCGUAGCAAUAAUAGUUGAUUUUUCACAUAUUUUUGUCAAGAACAAGUUUGUUUGUCUAUCUCCUUCCUCCUUAUGGUGUCCUUUUUACUGAUGGAUUUAACUAGCACUACGGAUGUAUGGCUAGAUUUUCAAACCAGUUCAGCUCCCAUUUAGGGACCUAAUGGAAGUAGUUAGAUUUUUCAAAGUGCUCAGCACCUACAAGUUCAUUGAACUCUGGGAGUUAGUGGGUGCUGAGUACUUGAAAGUUUAACCACUUCAUUUAGGUGCAUAAAUGGGAGCUGAGCUGCUCUGAAAAUCUAGCUUGUAUACGGUAAGCCAUGCUUUUUUAUUUUUUUUUAAGUUUUUUAAAAAACAAACAAGCCAGAAACAUGGGGCAUUGGUGCCUUUUGUCCUUUGGAUUUUCUGAGGAGAUGAGGUGGAGAGGUAAUAAAAAGAUAAACAUAGUAAGAUUCUAGUAAGUACUAAGGCUUUGGAACACUGAAUGAGCCAGUGUUCAAAUGCGUACAGAAGCAGGUGGGAAUGCCAACAGUUAUUUGAAGAAAACAGUCCUGCAUGGGAAAGCUUUUCAUACUGUGUAGUGGGCAAAUACUUAGAUAGCACAGGACAAGAUGACAAUACAACAUAAGUGUGUGUUAAACAUUAAUAUAGCUUCCAUUAAAUACAGCUUUCAGUUUGAUUCCAGUUGUACAUGAGACCACUCAAAAGACUCCAAUAUACCUCUAUCAUACGAGAUGUAUAUGGAUAAAGCUUUAAUACUAUGAGAAGUAGGAGUCCAAGAUUUGUAAUGAAUAUUUCGUUAUUAAAAGAAGUCAGUCCCCAACGUUGGAGUCUGAUUUUUCAUGCCUUGCAGCUUGCAUAGUCAUUUUUAUAUGUGCAUGGUGUAAGCAUGACUACUCACUUUACACAGGUGUGAAUGCAGGUGCAAGGCCAUAGUCAUUUUGGGGGGGCAGAGAGAGGUGAAUUUUAUUAUAAAGUAAAAGUACUAAGGCAGUUAAUUUACUGUAAUGUCAGAUGGAAAUAUUUCCCCAAGCAAGCUAUUGCAUAAACACUGAAUAAUGUACUGAUCUGUCCUCUGGCCUUCCUUAUGCCUGGAGGAAGAGGGCAUGACUUUUUAUAAAAUCAUGGAAUUUUUGCAAUACACAAUCGUGAAAUAAGCUACAAAAUGACUAGAGAAUAAAUUAAGGCCCCAGUCUGGCAACAAGCCCUGGCAGGUCCUGAUACAAUUGAACAGGGCUCCACUGAAAUGGGCUGGGUUUGCUGCAGAUAUGUUUGGAGCUCAUUGCAAGAUUGAGGUUAUGUGUUUCCUCACUUUUUUUUUUUAAGUUAUGCCCCCAAUACCAAACAAAAAAAAACCACAGCUGGUAAGUUCUUCUCAUAAUUCACAUUUCAUUUUGGUUACUGAAAACUAUUCCCCCUCUGUCUGAAGAACAGCACAGGUGAUGAUGAUGACCUGACUGAAUUUAGAGGAUUUCCUUUUCCUGUGUUCUGGAGAGGGUUCCUUGUAGUGAAACAUAAGGCUUCAUUACAGCCCACAACCUUUCCGUUUUGUGUAUUUAUCGUCUUAUUGCUUUAAAAUAGGUUUUGAAUAGGAUGGGGGUGUGAGGGAGGUUAGGUGUGGGGGUAAAGAAUGGGGGGAAAAAAUCAUGGUUUGUAUUAGUGUAAAAUUUUAAGCCAUUAUGAUCAAUAGAAUUUCAGUUCUAAAACAAUGUGUACUGCUCAGUGUUUUGUGACCUUGUAAGCAUAAGCCAACUGUUAGCUUACACAACAGGUUCCUCAUUAAUGAAGUGAUAAGGAAAAUAAGGUUUAGUUAAGCAACAGAAGCCUUGAUUUUUAACUGUACUUUGGUGCCAUUAGAUAUACUUGAUUUUGAAAAAAUAUUUGUUUUUCUACAGUACCCUGACUAUUUCUUCCAACUUGAUGAUGUGAUUUUACCAGCAUCCAGAGUGUUUUGGCUUAUGUGGUUUAUCUGAACAUCUAACUUGCUACACCGAAGCUUUUCUAAGCUAUAAAGCUGUGACAUUAUUUUGUACUUGGUUUGUUUGUUUUGAAGUACAAGUGAAUUUUAUUCAUUCUCUUCAAAUUUGCUCUUGCACUUGCAUUUUUGUCUUACCUUUAAAACUGUGAUUCCAACUGCCGAUUUUUCUAGCUCAUUGCAAACUUGGCAAACGAUAUUCUGGACGAAUACAUGUGCAUGGCUCUGAGUCUUGCUUUUCUCAUCACUUGUAUGUUUAUGUGCAGCAUGGAACUUUAAUAAAAUGUCUUGGUCUUUU
Molecule: messenger RNA, 4682 nt
Organism: Gopherus flavomarginatus (Mexican gopher tortoise)
Lineage: Eukaryota; Metazoa; Chordata; Testudines; Testudinidae
Gene: VASH2
Product: vasohibin 2
Exons: 8
Coding region: 261-1328 (355 amino acids)
Biological process (GO): regulation of angiogenesis
Cellular component (GO): cytoplasm
Source: RefSeq, a predicted model, not a curated record